Messenger RNA from Lepus europaeus (European hare), 5974 nucleotides. It is a transcript of the gene SAMD4A, whose product is annotated as sterile alpha motif domain containing 4A. NCBI's taxonomy places the organism in Eukaryota, Metazoa, Chordata, Mammalia, Lagomorpha, Leporidae. The transcript is spliced from 12 exons. Gene Ontology annotation, cellular component: P-body. The record is from RefSeq and is a predicted model, not a curated record. Bases 49 to 2205 code for a protein of 718 amino acids. Gene Ontology annotation, biological process: nuclear-transcribed mRNA poly(A) tail shortening; negative regulation of translation; regulation of mRNA stability. Gene Ontology annotation, molecular function: mRNA binding; translation repressor activity; protein binding.
CACGGGGGCGCCAGGGGGGCUCUGCCGAGCGAGCGCGGCCCCCGAACCAUGAUGUUUCGCGACCAGGUCGGGGUGCUGGCGGGCUGGUUUAAGGGCUGGAACGAGUGCGAGCAGACUGUUGCGCUGCUGUCGCUGCUCAAGCGCGUGAGCCAGACCCAGGCCCGCUUCCUCCAGCUCUGCCUGGAGCACUCGCUGGCCGACUGCGCCGAGCUGCACGUCCUCGAGGGCGAAGCCAACAGCCCGGGAAUCAUUAACCAAUGGCAACAGGAAUCCAAGGAUAAAGUGAUUUCCCUCCUGUUAACUCACCUGCCUUUGCUGAAGCCAGGAAACCUUGACGCAAAAGUAGAGUAUAUGAAACUGCUGCCCCAAAUCCUGGCACACUCUAUUGAACACAACCAGCACAUUGAGGAGAGCAGGCAGCUGCUGUCUUAUGCUCUAAUACACCCGGCCACAUCGUUGGAGGACCGCAGUGCUCUGGCCAUGUGGCUGAACCACUUGGAGGACCGCACGUCGGCCAGCUUUGGUGGCCAAAACCGAAGCCGCUCGGACUCAGUGGAUUAUGGGCAGACGCACUACUAUCACCAAAGACAGAACUCCGAUGACAAGCUCAAUGGGUGGCAGAACUCAAGGGAUUCUGGGAUUUGCAUGAGCGCCUCCAGCUGGCAGGACAAAAACCUGGGGUGUGAGAACGGCCACGUGCCCCUCUACUCCUCCUCGUCCGUCCCCACCACGAUCAAUACGAUUGGAACCAGCACAAGUACAAUUCUCUCAGGCCAGGCACAUCACAGCCCUUUGAAACGAUCUGUGUCCCUUACCCCACCCAUGAAUGUGCCAAACCAGCCUCUAGGACAUGGAUGGAUGUCUCAUGAGGACUUACGAGCUAGAGGCCCCCAGUGCCUCCCAUCCGAUCAUGCCCCCCUGUCUCCACAAAGCAGUGUAGCCUCUUCAGGAAGUGGUGGGAGUGAACACUUAGAAGAUCAGACUGCUGCUCGUAACACAUUCCAAGAAGAAGGUAGUGGUAUGAAAGAUGUUCCAGCCUGGCUGAAAAGCCUCCGCCUGCACAAGUACGCUGCGCUUUUCUCCCAGAUGACCUACGAGGAAAUGAUGGCCCUCACCGAGUGCCAGCUGGAGGCCCAGAACGUCACCAAAGGCGCGAGACACAAAAUUGUCAUCAGCAUUCAGAAGCUCAAAGAGAGACAGAAUCUCCUCAAGUCAUUGGAAAGGGACAUCAUCGAGGGGGGCAGCCUGCGCGUCCCCCUCCAGGAGCUGCACCAGAUGAUCCUGACUCCUAUCAAGGCCUACAGCUCCCCGAGUGCCACCCCGGAAGCUCGCCGCCGGGAGCCCCCGGCUGCGCAGCAGCCCUCGCUCAUGGGCCCCGAGAGUCAGAGCGCCGACUGCAAGGACAGCGCCACGGCUGGCAGCGCCUCGGCCAGCACCUCAGCCGGGGCCAGUGGCGGGCUGCAGCCGCACCAGCUGAGCAGCUGUGACGGGGAGCUGGCCGUCGCCCCCCUGCCGGAGGGGGACCUCCCUGGGCAGUUCACACGCGUCAUGGGAAAAGUGUGCACCCAGCUCCUGGUCUGCAGACCUGAUGAGGAAAACAUAAGUUCCUACUUACAACUCAUAGACAAGUGUCUGAUUCACGAGGCAUUCACGGAGACACAGAAAAAAAGAUUGUUGUCAUGGAAACAGCAGGUGCAGAAGCUCUUUCGGUCUUUCCCUCGGAAAACCCUUCUAGACAUAUCAGGAUAUCGACAGCAAAGAAACCGCGGCUUUGGGCAGUCCAAUUCCCUCCCGACGGCCGGCCCUGUGGGCGGCGGCGUGGGCAGGCGGAACCCGCGCCAGUACCAGAUCCCCUCCCGGAACGUCCCUUCCGCCCGCCUUGGCCUCCUGGGCACCAGCGGAUUCGUGAGCUCCAGCCAGCGCAGCGCGGCAGCCAACCCCACCAUCAUGAAGCAGGGCCGGCAGAACCUGUGGUUCGCCAACCCGGGGGGCAGCAACAGCAUGCCCAGCCGCACCCACAGCUCCGUGCAGAGGACCCGCUCGCUGCCCGUGCACACCUCCCCGCAGAACCUGCUCAUGUUCCAGCCACCAGAAUUCCAGCUUCCCGUGACUGAACCUGACAUCAACAACAGGCUGGAGUCCUUGUGCCUCAGUAUGACCGAGCACGCCCUGGGAGACGGGGUCGACCGGACUUCCACAAUCUAGAAGCCGAAGAUGAGAGUGACCGCGCUGGCCGUGACCCCGACUGCUGCGGGCCCAGAGUCAGCCAUCUCCAGGGCUGCGCGGAAUCCUCCAAGAUGCUCCGCAGCCUUUUUCGCCCCCGGCCCCUCGCCCGUUUUGAUUUUGUGAGAGCGUAGGUCAUCCUUGUAAACAUAUCCAUAGACCUGGGGUCGAUUGCUCUGUCAUUUGCUUGUGUCAUGGGAUGGUUUGCUGUGCGCCGUGGGGAGGGGUUCUCUAGGGAAACAUGGGGGCAGGGAGGGAGGUGGAGGGACCGCAGGUGGCUUCCCGGAUGGAACCAGUAGUGCCACAGCCCUCGGGUGCCUGCUGCCAAGGCUGGCUCCCAGGCAGGGGCAUGGGUGCCAGUGGCCACUGCAAGAUGGCGGCUCCCCUUGUAGCUCCCCCGACUGGCUGUCCCCCAGGCCCCUGCCUGAAACAGAGCUGCCCCAGGGUGGCCCGUGGCCAGGGCAGCAGGAAGGUAGGUGCCCCUCCCACAGAACGUCAGAGCAACUUGGACUUGAGCAUCAUUUCCAGGACAAGCUUGCAGGGUGCGCGCACGUCUGGCGGAGUGCCUCUUCCCGCCAGGGUUUUUGGCAGGGGUCUGUUGUGGGGGACAUUGUUGGUAUCUCUUCUGUCUCUGUAAGAGCAGCGACUCUGCUGCUUGUGAAGAUGGGUGCAGGUGCUUUGGUAGAAGGAGCAGAUGGGAAGACAAGGCCGCAGCCCAAAAGAGCAGGGCGCAAGGAUGCCGGCACCUAUGACGAGUCAAGGGGGAGCUCUCAGGCGCCCAGAGAUUCCCAGCGACCAACCUGGCAGCCUCUCUCUCUGGGCCACACUCGCUGCUUUACCAGAGACCCCUCUCCCCUCCCAGCACCCCCCCACACGCAUACUCGCCUGCGACUCCCAGCCCUGUUCUGCAAACACAGUGGGGUGUGACCUCCACGGAUGGUUUUCCCGGUGCACCACAGCCAAACCCUCAUGGGGGACUGCUCGUGGCAGCCUGAACGUGGAGCUGUGUCCCACCCCCGGGUCGCUGAGCGAGGAGAGGGUGCAUGGAGACGGAGAUGCUGGGACCCUGCAGCCUGGGUGGGCAUUCAUGUUGAAAUAGCAGCUCCAUCUACACAGGCUAAGUCAGAGAUGGGCUGUGGUGCUAGCUGCUUUACCUGUCCACACAGAGGGAGGGGAGAAGCACGCGAUGCCGCAAGGUAUCCGCUAGCCACGGUACCACGGAGGGAGAGCUCUUCUGAAGGGCAAGGCAGCCAGCACCGUGGAAUGUGAUCACAUCAGAAGGAGCCGCGGCCUGGGGCUGGCACCGGGAGGCCGGGUCCCGUAGAUGAUGGCAGGGCUGCUGCAUCAGCAGCCAGCUCAGGGAUGUGCGGAGGGCCUGUUUAUUAAAAGCUGAUGGCUCUUGAGAAACAACGGAUGAAGGCAGGCCUUAAUGAAACCCCAACAGCAGCGUUCUUUGACCGGGAAGAUGAAAAACAGACGCCCAGCCCAUCCUGGGGAGAGGAGAGCGCCUGAGCCCCAGCCACCUGCAGCGAACGAGCAAAGGCGUGAACCCACUGUUUCAUGCAGUGCAUUUUUAAGAAAGAUUCAGAUCUCUCCUCGGAUGACCGAGUUCUAAAGAUGCAAACCCACGUGCAGAAAGAGGCAGAACUUGCUUAGUUGUUUGAACCAAGUGCUAUUAACACGCACCCUUCGCAUCCCGUUUGUAAGCGCAGCGUGUGUUGCGGAGGGGAUGCAGGGGGCUGGCCGCACAGGAGUGCGGCAGUGGGGGGAGCGCGUGGUGUCGAAGGCCCAAGGUAAGAUGAGAGGGUGUGAGGAUGUGGUUUGGGGAUGCUGAGAAAGUGGACGGAGAGGAGGAGAAACAGCGGAAUCGCAGGUCUCGUGGGGAAAGGAGAAAGCAAGUGAGCAGCCGAAAGACUCUAAAGAAAACAGCGUGAACGCAGGACGGGAGCGGGGUCCUUCCAGGGAGACCUGCGGGAAUCUGCGGGUCUGGAUUUCUAUCUAUUCCUUCACAAUGGCAGAGAGAUGAUUUUGGAGAUGUUCCUUAUGAACUUGCGAUGGCUGGGAACCAUGAGAAAGCCUGUUAUUAAUAACAAUUCUUUUUUUAAAAACAGAAAAGCUUAUUUUUCAUUGACUGUGUAUAGAUUUAUCCACGGAGUCGCGUUCUGCUCUAUUAGCCUUUUCUUUUUUUACAUUGAGUGUUCUGAUCCAUUUCAGGAGCCUGUCCCCACCCUCUUGUGUGUCCUGUGUUGACUGCAGGUAUACAGCUCAAUCUUAAAAUCCUAAAGAAUUUUAUUUAUAUAUAAAAGAAUCAAACAGUUGCAUGCAUCAGGCUGUGAAGUCAGAGACUCGGCGAGAAAGCGGCAGUGCCUUUUUUUGUAUUGAUCCAUUAACCCUCAGAUGCAACUGUUUCCUAUUAAGUAAAUAGUUGAUGCUUUCAAAACCUCAGAGUUAAAAUCUAUUUCGCUCCGUGUUUCCUGCCCCUCGUCCUGAUCUCAACAGUGCGUCCUUGGCAUCUCCGUGCUGUCCCAGCGGCAGCGGUCGUCUGCGAGAUGGUUAUCGUGUAUGCGGUUUUAUUGGUGCUUUCUAUUCAUUAGUGGUUUCUUACCAGUAACAGUAGGGUUAGAAACACACGAACUGUGUACAAGACAUCAAACGUUGCUGCUGCUACAGGUUUUUUCCACACGCUUUUGAGUUUCACUUCGUCAACGAGAGCCAGCAAGCAAAGCCUGGACACCCACGGGCCCGCCGGUUGAGCGCGGCUGUUUGCACCCAGCUCUCCGAGUUCUGUGUGUCGCAUAUUCUUAAUUUUGGGGGAUGGGUGAGUACCCAGGAUGGGAGCUACAGCUGGGCCCCACUCCCAUCCACCUGGAAAGACUCUGAGGGAAACAAAGUUUUCUUUUGAGGGGUCUUGGGCUGCCUUCUCUGGAUGGGAGCCCUCUCUGGGUCACCCACACCCCUUGUCCUCCCACACCCCUCGUAGCUACACAGCCAGUGCAAGGUUUGGAGACGUGGAGUCCCCAGAGCCUGGCCCCCCCAGAGGUGGCGGUGGCCGUCAGCCUGACCCACACCACCCCUCGCCAGGAUAGUCUGCGGGAGGGAUCACCUGCACAUCGGAGCUGUGAUAACACUAACGUUGAUUUUUUUUUUUUUAACAGUCAUCAGAGAUGUUUGCAAAGCAAGUUUUCUGUUUUCUUUUUGUAAUUCCUUUAUCUUUACUUAAAGGUGAAUGCGUAUUCCUCUGGGAGGAAUAGGAAGAAAAACGGGAAUGUUAAUAAUGUCCAACAGAAGACUUCCUCCCUUAUUAAUAUAUAACCCCCAUGUAUUUAUGCCCCGUGUCAGCUGCCUUUUCAAAGCCUCCUUUUGUUGCAUGCCCUGUGCAGGCACCCGUAUUGUACAUGCAUGCCUUCUGUCCCGUUCUCCUGUAUAAAGUUAGUGAACAAAGAAAUAUUUUUGCCUAGUUCAUGUUGCCAAGCAAUGCAUAUUUUUUAAAUUUGUCAUAUAUGGAAAGAGCAUGUUUGUUACAUGUCAAAGCUUUACUGAUAUACAGAUAUACUCAUGUGUGAAGACGCUGUUCUUUGCAAGUGUACAGUUUUCAAAUGUUGUUACCAGUGAAACACCCUUGUGGUUGAAACUUGCUACAAUGUAUUUAUUACUCAUUUCCUCCCAUGUAACUACAGAGAAUCAUGGCUAUAUUUCAUAUCAAUGUUAUACUGAAAGUGAAGGGAAAUGAUUAAUACAAGGUUUUGUAACA